Messenger RNA from Adelges cooleyi (spruce gall adelgid), 2986 nucleotides. Its product is annotated as A-kinase anchor protein 200-like. The record is from RefSeq and is a predicted model, not a curated record. The transcript is spliced from 8 exons. NCBI's taxonomy places the organism in Eukaryota, Metazoa, Arthropoda, Insecta, Hemiptera, Adelgidae. The coding region runs from base 462 to 1532 and encodes 356 amino acids.
GCGGUGCUAGCAGAACGUCGUUGUUUUCGAUGCUUGAAGCACUGUAAUCGCGUUCAGUCGACCGAAUUCGGUUUUUUUUUAAAUUCUAAUUAUCUGUCGUACGCCACAGUUUUUUUUUUAUCAAAAUAUACCACCGUAAACGUAGUACAUUUCGUCUAGAACUUUAAUCACAGUGUUCCGGUAGUGUAUUUACACCGGCUUAGUACAGGCAAUACACUUCUCGUAUUUAAAUCAAACGUUUAUCGCGACGACGCGCGCGCCUAACGUUCGCCGAAAACCAGUCACGGCCAGACGAGCCAAACGUUGACACAAGAGUGUGUGCGACAACACUAUAGUGAACGUGCGCUUAUUUCAAACAUCGUACAGUGUGAUUUUCUGUUGUUAAAACAUAAUUAGUUGUUGUUUUUUUUUUAAAUUGUAAUUUCGACGAAUUUAACUUACUCGUAAGAACAAAAUAAAAUAUGGGAGCCAGACAGAGCAAAAGGUCGGUAGACAUAUCCGCGGGGGCCACCAAGGCCGAAAAAGGACCAGCCGGCGAACCUUUGGAAAACGGUACCAUUACGGCAGCAUCCACCGAUGAGAAACAAGCGGUCGAAGCUAAUGGUACUGCCGAGGAAACGCCAAAACAAAAUGGAUCAACACCGCAUGUCAACGAAAAGGAAAAUGCUGAAACGACACCGGCUCCAGUCGAAGAGACCAAGGAACCCGCUAAGGCCGACGAAGAGAAACCCACGGAAGCCGUGGCUCCGUUAGCCGAAACCAAUGGCGAAUUGGACACCACUGCCGACGAAUCCGUAAAGAGUCCCACAGACGAAUCGGCCACACCCGAUGCACCGGCGUCUGCUGAAAAGAAACGUAAGAAGAAAAAGACAUGGUCGUUCAGGAGCAUCAGUUUUUCGAAAAAGGACAAAUCCAAGCCUGCCGUCAAAGAACAACCGGCUGCCGACGUGAAAACCGAUACAGUACCAGAGGUGGCCGAGGAAGAGUUUGUUAAAGAAGUGGCAACUAAACCCCAAACGGAAGCAGCCGAUCCUGCCGUCGAAGCCCCAAAAGCCGAGGAAACCGCUGCCGCCGAGAAACAGCCAGAAGCCGCGCCAGCCACUGAAGUGCCACCCCCGUUGCCCAGCAGCCCGCCACCGGUAGAAGCUGUUGUUGUUGCGCCGACACCGACCAUCGUCGAAACUCCUGCCCCGGCACAGCCCGAAGAACCUGAAGUAGCAGCACCACAACCCGAACAAACCGAGGACGACACAGUCGGAGGUGGAGAAGGAUUAGCCGAACCGCCAGAGGGUUUAAACACAUCCGAUAUCGAAAAGGAAGUUGCUGAAGUGCCUUUAGUAAAUGGCAAUCAUGUAGAAAUUGAAAAAUCCGAACCAUCGUCUCCAAAUGUCGACUCCGUUACCGAAAAAAUUGAAGCCAUUAAGCUUUCCAACGCAGCUGAUAUUAGUGACAUCCCCAAUGAAAUUUCAAACAAUGUCAACGGAGUGAGUGAUGAAGUAGCUGUCACAAAUGGUGAUAAUGGUCACGACUAAAUACGGUUUAAUAUUACAAUUUUUCUUAAUCCACUGAACUUAUCGUUGACAUCAGUUAUCGAAAAACUACAUAAUGUUAUUGCCUACUACUUGAUGUGAAAAAAAAUUUUAUUUUAUAAUUUCUCUUAUUAUUUUUUUUUACCUAUCAACAUAAAACAAAAACACAUCUCCAAUUUACGAAAUGUGUAUUCUCUUGCAAAUUAUUUUUAUAAUUAAAUGUUUUGUGAACAGAAACAAAAAGCAAACAAAUUUCCAUUACAAAACACAUAUUUUGUACAAUUUUUUUUAAUAGGCUGUUUAUAAAUAUAAAUAUAUUUUUUUUUUUAUUAUUAUUAUUAUUAUUAAUUAUUAUCAUUAUUUAUUAUUAUUGUCUUAGAUUUUAUACAUAAAUGAAAAAAGCAAAAAAUAUAUAUAUGUAUAAUAAUAAUGCUUAAAUAUUACACCAUAAUUAUUUCAUGAAAACGAAAGUUUUUUUGCUCCAUUUGAUAUAACUAAACGCUCAAAUUUUUUUUAUAACAAACUAAUUUCCGGACCAAUUAAAAUACGUUAAUUUUAAUUUUAUAUACACUAUAUUUACUCGGAACAAAUUUUUUACACAAAAGUGAUCAAAUUUUCUACAUUAUAUAGAUUAUUCGUAAAUAUAUAUAUAAACAUUUUAGCAUGUAAUUGUAUUUAUUUUAAUUUUAAAAUAUUUAUAAAACGUUAAAAGUAAAAAAAAAAUUUAAAAACCACAAUAUUUUGUUUUGACUUAUUUCUGGCCCAAAAAUUAAAAAAAAAAAUUGUUGUGAGUUUAUAGUAAGUUAUAUUUUCGGUAUAAAGUCCAAAGCGCAAAACGAAUUAUCGUGUGCACAAUGAUGAUGAUGAUGAUAAUACAUUCCACAGUUCAUUAUUUCGAUAACUUUCCUAGGCGGCUUCUCACUGUAUAUUAUUUAUUAUUACUAUUAUUAUUAUUAUUACUACAAUAACAAAAUAUAUUACAUUAUAUAUUUACUGUAAGUGUAUAGUUACUUCCAAACUUUUUUUUAAAAAAAUUAAGUGUAAUAUUUUUAAAUUCGCUUAUAAUACAUUAUAUUAUUAUUAUUAUACAUUUAUGUAUAAUGCUAAAAACAAACAACGUAAAACACGUUCUGAGUUGUGUUGAUGAUACUCCAGGGUUUUCAGCUAUUAUGAUGCACCCGUAGUUAAGUCUACAAUCUUUUAGCUGAAAAUCCUCUUUAUAUUUAUACUCGUAUAAGAUAGUUUGUAAUUUUAUAUAAUUUUUUACAAAAAAUAUAAAAGAAAAAGUAAAAUAUUGUUUGCUGUUAUCUCAAAUAAUUAGGUAUAGCAAUCUAAUAUGUUUGUUUUUUUUUUAUCGUAAAAAAAAAAUAUUUUGAUAAUAACUGGUGGAAAAUUUAGCGUUGUUAAUUUUUUUUAGCUCAAGCCUAAUUAUCGGUGUAUAAAAAAAAUAUAUAUUG